Somion occarium is the source of this 1611-nucleotide messenger RNA. NCBI's taxonomy places the organism in Eukaryota, Fungi, Basidiomycota, Agaricomycetes, Polyporales, Cerrenaceae. The record is from the annotation of a GenBank genome assembly.
UCGCCACGUUAAGCAGUCCCACUUUUCCACAAAUACAAGCAAAUAAUACACGUCAACCACUGCCGCCGGUCAACGUUUCACUGCUAGUAGCAGUGGCUUGAAGCUGUUACUGACCAUCCAAGUUUACUACUCUGUCUGUGAAGUCAGGCUCUCUCACUUUGCAUUUCGUUGCAGUCCCUUCUUUUCUGGCAAACUACAUCCUAAGGCAAACGAUGCAUACUAUCUACUCCAGGAUUAACAACACCUCCGCUUUGCUGUCGACAUGCCUUAUGUGUUUGGUUGGUGCCAUCGCUGUGUCGUCAUAUUUUAUGACCACAGACCCAAGAGGAACGAUUGGUGUUGCAUCCAUACAGGUUUUUCCUGGUAAUGCUCGACGAUAUGUGAAUAAGCAGCAAGACUUCGCCUUCUUGCACUUCAAUGUGUCUGCAGACCUAACGCCGCUCUUCAAUUGGAAUACGAAGCAACUCUUUCUAUAUGUCAGUGCGGAAUACACCAACCCGCAAGGCAUUCGCAACGACGUUGUUAUAUGGGAUAAGAUCGUCCGCCGUAAAGAAGACGCCAAUAUUACUAUUACCAGCCGGAACAAAUAUACUUUCAGAGAGCUGAGCUCGACAUUCAGGUGAGUGUAUAUGACCUUUCAUUUUCUCCCAUCUUGUACUUUCUUGUUCUGCUUUUACCCUUGAGAAACUGUUUCUUCUUGGAUUUCUUCGUUCUUUUGUAUUUGGAUGCCGUGCGCCACAUGCUUCGCACCGUUGGACUAAGGCACAGAUCCAACGUGCUUCGUCCAGGCUCUGCCUUGUGGAUACAUCCAUGUGUACCUGACUUUUCUCUUCGGGUCCUUCAUUCUCCACGUACAACGUUGCCCACUUCCGAGCAUCGCAUUCACCGCGCUUCCUGGUACCCAUGAUGAUGGCUGCGACAAGGUGGACACCACGUGUCUGCCGUCCUAAACCCACUGCUUGAAGGCCUUUUAAGAACAUUCCUCCAGCACACUACUCACUCAAGUACAACGUCAUGCCCUACGUAGGCAUUCUCACGUAUGGUGAAGCUGCUCGCACGAAAGAACCUGUGUCAUUCCCAGAGUCUCGCGACCUUUCAUAGUAACAUGAAGGGUGGGGUACUUGGCUCUCCCUCGUCUGGACGCAUGACGUACAGGAUGUCUUAUAAGGUUGUGAUUGGGUUUCUUGGAGGUUUACUCUUUGCUGGACUGUGAAAGGUGAAGGGGUUGGGAGUAGACGAUCGAUGAUGUAUAUUGGCACUUCUGUGAUGGCUCGAAUGUCAUUCUUUCCGGAGUAUGUGACACGUGUUCGGUCAUGCGGAACGAUUUAAUUUUUGAGUAGUUGUCUAAACCAGUGCACAACUUUGCAGGUGGUAACAUGAGGAAGACGUGUUAUGAAUGGCACAACUGCCGGUCAUGAAGAAAUUAUAUUCGCAAUGGGGACAAACCGAAUGCCAAAAGAGACCCGCGUAUCCAUGAUCGCUGCGCAUAUUUACGGACACAAGCCCCGGCGAUAAACAAGUGCCAAAGUUAGUGAAGACGCGUUGAUCGACAGAGUUCGUAGAUUAGACUCAAUUGCACAGGCGCGAAGAUAUGAACCUAUUUACUAAAGC